Molecule: messenger RNA, 3125 nt
Organism: Sphaeroforma arctica JP610
Lineage: Eukaryota; Ichthyosporea; Ichthyophonida
Exons: 12
Coding region: 211-3081 (956 amino acids)
Biological process (GO): carbohydrate metabolic process
Molecular function (GO): pullulanase activity
Source: RefSeq, a predicted model, not a curated record
GAACAAUACUGCCAGGCACACACGAUAGUAGACUACAUUCCCAUAACAUAAUAGUAUUAUAGUAACCAGAUAUAUCACAAGUUCCUUCAGUAAGUGCAGUACAAGUGAAUUUGGGCAUCUUGCUUGAUGACAGGUCCGUCUCGAGCUCAAGUUGUUGGUGCGGCUAGUUUAAAGCAUUAUACAGAUUAGAUAAGUUGCGAAUCCGCAAGUAUGAAUAAGGCACGCGCACACUGGCUAGACCGAGACACCUUCGCAUGGGAUUACAGUGCAGAAGGCGGCGAACAAGUAUUCUUGGUCUACAAAUCAGAGGGUGGGUUGAGUGAGGAGAGUGCACUACGUGACGGCACAACCAUAGAACUGGAACGCGUGGGGGAGGGACUGAGCGGUUCUUUGCGCGAGAAGUCUCCGCACUUGCGGGAGUAUGCUGUGUAUCGUUUGCGGGAGGAGCACUCCGCCGCGGUUCUGGAGAUCCUACAGUCUCAGAUCAUUCUAGUGGCCGCAAAGGGAAAUACCGUGAUUAAAAGCACCGGCGUGCAGAUACCGGGUGUUCUGGAUGACCUUUACGCCUACCACGGAACCCUCGGGGCAGUAGUACGCGAAGACGGCUCAGUGCAGCUCAGCGUAUGGGCCCCAACAGCCAAGAGUGUGUCAGUGGUCGCUCUCACAGACGUGCAUGGGCGCGUCGCACAAAAUGAGGAGUACGUGCACUACACAGAUAGUUCUGUAGAACAUGAACACGCAGUGGUCUCGCAGUUGUAUCGAUCGCCAGGGAAUGCUGGUGUGUGGGAGCUCGAUGCGGCUGAAGCAGAACACGGUAAAACCCACCUUCAAGCGGGGACAAAGUACAAGUAUCGCGUAGAAGUAUAUGACAGACUAAGUGGCAGCAUACGGUGCUGCGAUGUAACCGACCCCUACUCUCGAGCACUCACAACCGAUAGCACGUGGUCCGUGGCGGUCGAUCUGGUAAACCCGGUUCUCAAACCCGACGGCUGGGAUGAAUUGGUGCAUGAGAAGCCGCCACUCGAGCACUUCGUCGAUAUGGUGUUAUACGAGUUACACGUGCGUGACUUCAGUAUUAACGAUCAAACUGUGAGUGAAGACAAACGGGGCAAGUACACCGCAUUCACUGAGGCCAGCAGUAACGGGGUUGCCCACUUAAAGGCCCUUUCCCAGGCCGGACUCACCCACGUGCACCUGUUGCCAGUGUUUGACAUAGCGAGUGUGCCUGAAGACCCCAGCGCUCGCAUUGAGCCGUCUAUACCCACUGAUGCAGGCACGGCAUCACAUCUACAGGCGGAGGCAGUACGUAAAGUGCAAGAUGUGGAUUCCUUCAAUUGGGGUUACGAUCCAUGGCACUAUGCAGUGCCCGAGGGGAGCUACGCCGUCAGUCCCAACGGCCCCAUGCGCACGCUUGAGUUCAGGCACAUGGUACAAAGCCUUAAUCGAAUGGGUUUACGCGUGGUCAUGGAUGUAGUGUACAAUCACACCUUUGCCUCGGGAUUCAUCAAGCAGGCUGAGUACUCAGUGUUCGAUAAGAUAGUCCCUGGGUAUUACUACCGUUUGGAUAUGGACGGAGAUGUGGAGGAAAGCACGUGCAUGAACAACACAGCCUCGGAACACGCCAUGAUGGAGAAGCUCAUGCUCGACUCACUCAGGGUCUGGGCCACACACUACAAGGUAGAUGGCUUCAGAUUCGACCUGAUGGGACAUCAUAUGAAGGAUACCAUGCUCAAGAUCCGGACGAUGCUGGAUGGUAUAGACCCCACCAUCUGCAUGUAUGGUGAAGGUUGGGACUUUGGAGAGGUGGCUCACAAUGCCCGUGGGGUCAACGCUACUCAGCACAACAUGGCUGGCACAGGCAUAGGCACGUUCAAUGACCGCGUACGGGAUGCCGUGCGAGGCGGAGGGGCGUUUGACAGUGGACAGUCGCUUGUUACCAACCAGGGCUUCUGCAACGGGUUGUAUGUGCGGCCGAAUGAGAACAACCACGGAUCACCCGAGGAAAAGGCGGCCCUUCUCCAGAACUCAGACAUCAUCCGGGUAGCGCUGGCUGCCAAUUUAGCAGACUAUACAUUAGAAGCUGCCGAUGGGACUGUAAAGCGCGGACAAGACAUCGACUACAAAGGGUCUCCCGCAGGUUACAACCAGAGCCCCCGCGAGCACAUCGCAUAUGUGAGUGCCCAUGACAACCAGACUCUGUAUGACAACAACGUGUACAAGUUACGGAAGGACUGCCCCAUGCGUGAACGUGUUGCAACUCAACAGUUGGCGGUGGAUAUACCGUUGAUGUGUCAAGGGGUGCCCUUCUUGCACGCAGGCUGUGAGAUGUUACGCUCAAAGUCGCUGGAGAGAGAUUCGUACAACAGCGGUGACUGGUUUAAUAGGCUAUACUUUGACCACAGUCACAAUAACUUCGGUAUUGGGUUACCCGUAGAGCCGGGUGGUGACGAGUCGAUCAUGGUACCGUUAUUACAGAAUGCGUCGUUUAUACCAAACAAGUCUGAUAUAACAGAAAUGGUGGGGCAUGUAGGUAUGAUGUUGCAAAUCCGGCAGAGCUCGCGACUAUUUCGACUGAACACGCGUGACGAAGUGCUUGAACGCGUUAGGUUCCAUAAUACCGGGGCUCGUCAGAUACCCGGAGUGGUGGUAAUGAGCAUCUCCGAUAAGACGGUAACUGAAGCAUUCGAUUGGAGGGCGGCAGAGACAAACGCACCCUUAUCACCCUUACACCUAUAUCUGCGUGCAAAUCAACUUAAGCUGGACACACAAGUGCCUCUGGAGGACUUAGACCCUGAACGAGAAUUAGUUAUAGUAUGUCUGAACGCGACUGCCACACAGCAUAGAGUGCGGCUGCGAGGGCAUGAUGCCGACGAGACUUUGCUGAGGUUACAACCGCAUAGUUUAAUGCAGGAGCGUGUGAUUGAACGAAUCAGCACGCAGGUAGAUGGCACGCCUAGCACACCAACUAAUCAGCAAGCGCAGGAUUCUGUUCAAUGGUGUAGGAAGACAACAGAUGGACGAGCUUAUGAGCUACUGGUACCGCCGUUGGGAACCACGGUGUUCGAACUGCCCCAGAAAUGAUAGUUUCGCUUGCGUUAUCCAAGCGUUAAGUUAUAAAUCUAAGU